Rubroshorea leprosula is the source of this 3884-nucleotide messenger RNA. NCBI's taxonomy places the organism in Eukaryota, Viridiplantae, Streptophyta, Magnoliopsida, Malvales, Dipterocarpaceae. The record is from the annotation of a GenBank genome assembly.
GAUUGUCCAUUGCCCUAGAGAGAGAAAGGAGAAAAAAUUUUAAAGUAGAAUUGGUUGAGAUUGCAAUCGGUUCGAAUCUGUUUUCGAUCUCAGUGAUCGGUGGGUUGAACUAUGGCUUUGAUUGAUGUUACCAAGUGUUGCCUCGAUUCAAUUACCCAAGGGUUCAAUCGCAAAUUUUCCCCUUUCGAAGAGGGAGAAGCCAUUUUAUCAUCUCUGUGAAGAGAUCCAAAAACCCAUCUCCAGGAUUUCCCAACUAGCAGAUGCAUUUCAUCUCCAGGGUUCCUUCAAAGAUUGGAUAUUUCUGACCAACUACUCUACUGGGACUGCUGCAUUUUUGAUAAUUUAGUAUAUACUCUUAUAUAUAUAUAUAUAUUAUUUUUGUUUGAAGGGGGCUCAGCUGCAUUGAAACUUCAAAAAAUUACAGUUUGCAAUAUUGUUCUCUUUUCUGUUUUUGCAUGAUAUUUACUUUUUUCUAGAUCAAACUUUAAACGUGUCAUGGAAUCUAAUCAUUGUUCUGCCAUGUUCAAUAUAUGCUGAUAUUUUCUUUGGUAGUGCCUAUCCGUAUAUUGUUUGUAUCAGCAUUCUAUUUGGGUGUUUCCAUCUGUAUACUGGCUGAUGGAUGUGCUUGUAAAAUGCAUAUGGAUACUAUUUGUGAAGAAACUGGAAAUGAUUCAAAUUGCCUCUCUCUCUUUUGAAUGUUUUGUUUAGAUAUCAGAGCACAUUGAAGAUGCUACUCUGUACCUAGAUGCUGGAUGCAGUGAGAGUUUCCAGUUUAUGGGAGCAUUCCCUAUGUUGCUGGACCUUGGAGUUCGUGCUGUGUGCAGCUUGGAAAACAUGUGUUCUCUUGAUUUGGCUGUUGAUUGGAAUGCAAAUUCAGAUUCUGCAAGGAAAAUUGCUAUUAUGACAUCUCGUCUGCUAAGUGAUGCACAUCGUUAUGUGUUACGUUGUUUGAGCAUGCAUCAAGUGGUUCACCGUUGUACAAUAUUUACUUCCAUCUCAGAGGCAGCACAUUCAGUGUAUCCUGAUUCACCCCUUGGACCCGAUGCUUUCCGUGAAUAUGAAUCAUUGCUUCUCCUAGACUACAAAGAGCUUACUAAGAAAUGUCAGGCAAAGUCUGGACAGCCAACAGAUAGCAACAUCCACGGAAAUUUGACAUUGAACAAUGAAGGAUGGUCCCAAAUUGUGUCCAGUGAAGAGGAUGUCUCUAUUUCAGCUCAAAAAGGGCUACAUGAAGAUAGUCUAGAAGGGAAAAUGGAAGAUGUAGGGGCAAAAUUGGUUGUUUCUGUGCAUCACUUCCCCAUGAUUUUAUGUCCUUUUUCACCUAGAAUAUUUGUCUUGCCUUCAGAGGGAUCAGUUUCCGAAGCAUGCUUAUCGGCUGAAUGUGAGGAUUCCCUGAGCCCUGGAUUUCCCCCUCUGAGUACUGGGCUGCCAUCUGAUGCUGACGAGGUUCCUCCUGGGGCAACUCUUACAGCACAUUUUCUUUACCAUUUAGCUGUUAAGAUGGACUUGAAGAUGGAAAUAUUUUCACUUGGAGAUCUGUCAAAAACUGUUGGAAAGAUUUUGACCGAUAUGUCAAGUCUUUAUGAUGUAGGGCGACGUAAACGGUCAGCAGGGUUAUUACUUAUUGAUCGCUCGCUUGAUCUUCUUACUCCAUGUUGUCAUGGGGACUCACUUGUGGAUCGUAUAUUUUCCUCCUUGCCCCGUAGGGAAAGAACAUCUUCUUACACAAAUGCUAGAGGCUCCCAAACCCAACUUAAUCCUUCUAGUCUUCAGCGAGCUCCUCUUGAUGUUCAGAUACCGCUUGGAAAAAUUUUAAGCACAGAGGAUUCAAAAAUUUAUGAUUCUCAUAUUUCAGAAAGUAUUGCAGCUUUUAUGCGUGGAUGGGAUUGUUAUAAUUCUGUUCCUCAGAUUGUUGAUUUGACAAAUAUCAACAAAAAUGUUAAUGAUGGAAAGUCCCUUCCAACCGAAGUUCAGCUGCUUAAUGGGUCUUUUGUCUCCACUGAAAGCUUCCGUGGAACACCAUAUCUGGAAGCUAUACUGGAUAGAAGGACAAAGGAUGGGGCUAUACUGGUGAAGAAGUGGCUUCAGGAAGCUUUACGUCAGGAAAAUGUAACUACUAAUGUGAGAACUCGUCCUGGUUUUCCUGGAAAAUCAGAGUUACUAUCCAUGAUAAGAGCUCUGGCCAAAUGCCAGGCAUCUUUAGUCAGAAACAGAGGAAUUAUUCAGAUGGCAACUGCUGCGCUAGUUGCCCUUGAUGAAUCACAUAGUGAUAGAUGGGAUGCAUUUAUCAGUGCAGAAAAAAUACUGAGUGUCAGUGCUGGAGACACAAGUCAAAGUCUUGCUGCUCAAAUUGGUGAUAUUAUCAAUAAGAGUGCUUUUGUGGGUUAUAAUAGAAAGAGUGAAAAAAUGGAUCCUUCUCAAGGGCCCCUUUCUUUUCAAGAUGCUUUUCUCCUUAUGAUUAUUGGUUAUAUAUUAGCUGGUGACAAUUUCCCAACAGCCGGAUCUGGUGGUCCUUUCUCUUGGCAAGAGGAGCACUUUCUGAAAGAAUCUAUAGUUGAUGCGAUUCUUGAAAACCUGCCUACAGCUAAGUUGAAAUUUCUUCAUGGUCUAACAGAAGAGCUUGAGGCCAAUAUGAACAGGAACAAACCAGAUGAAAGCAAAGAAUUAUCUUCAGAGCAAUUACAAAUUGAUGAUUUUGAUGAUGAUCAGUGGGGUAAAUGGGGCGACGAGGAUGAAGAUGGUAAUAACAAAGAGCAAGCAUACGAUGACAUGCAGCUUAAGUUGGAGUUGCAUGAUAGGGUUGAUAACCUUUUCAAAACCCUUCACAAGUUAUCUAAUUUAAGGAGUAGAAGUGUGCCUUUAAAAGAAGGGGGGUUGUUCUUGGAAAGCAAUUUUAGUGGGGAUCCUUACACAAACAAGGGAUUGCUUUAUAAGCUUCUAACAAGGGUGUUAUACAAGCAUGAUGUACCUGGCUUAGAGUAUCAUUCCUCUACUGUUGGUCGACUUUUUAAAAGUGGAUUUGGAAGAUUUGGUCUUGGACAGGCCAAACCAUGUAUUGCUGACCAAAAUGUGAUUCUGGUUUUUGUUAUUGGAGGCAUCAAUGGUGUUGAGGUACGGGAAGUACAAGAGGCAUUAUCAGAAAGUGGAAGACCUGAUAUAGAAUUGAUUCUUGGAGGAACUACUCUUCUCACCCCUGAUGACAUGCUUGAUUUGCUGCUGGGGCAGUACAGUUACAGUUGACUCUGUAUCUUUUCUGUAUAAACCCUCCCUCCUCACAGUCCGCAAAUAAUAAGAGUAUCCAACAUGGUACGCAAUGAAUCUCUAGUUUUUUGAUACAUUGGAGGAUUAGUUAUUUGGUAUGGCAGGGGUUUGAACCCCCGACUUUAACCCUAAAUUAAGGUUUUUUAGUUGAGGAUAUCAACUCUGCUAAGCCCUUCAAUAUUGAUUAAUUACCAUAUCAUAUUGUCUCAAGUAUUUAUGACUUAGUAUAGGGAUGGCAACACGUUGUAUGCAUGGGGAAGGAAGCUAUUGCAUCACCUCAUGAAAAAGGAGGAACAUCAAUAUUGUAUAUGAUGGAAAAUAGAAGUAUUGCAGCUAUAGUCUCAAGCUCCUUGAUGGAUUGCAUGGACAAACAAUAACAUUGGGCAAAGGUUUUAUGAUACCAAAAUUCUUCUUUGCUUUUUAGAUUUUUUUAAGGCAAAACUAUUUGUUAAGCCCCUAAACUAAUCCUAGUCAUUAUUGAGCUCUAUGCACAUAAGCCUUUGAAUUUCAUGAUUUAAGCAAUUUAACCCUUAUUCUUAUAGCAAUUUAGCCCUUAUUUUUAUGGUAGUUAAAGAAUUAAGGGUUAAGUUCAAAGUUGUCAAUAAUAUAUCGACAUACGUACC